Molecule: messenger RNA, 543 nt
Organism: Capsicum annuum
Lineage: Eukaryota; Viridiplantae; Streptophyta; Magnoliopsida; Solanales; Solanaceae
Product: serine/threonine-protein kinase CDG1-like
Exons: 1
Coding region: 1-543 (180 amino acids)
Biological process (GO): protein phosphorylation
Molecular function (GO): ATP binding; protein tyrosine kinase activity
Source: RefSeq, a predicted model, not a curated record
AUGGAAAUUGCUCAAACAAAGAGUUGUAGUUCAACAUUACCUGAUAAAAGAAAAAUAGAAAUAGAGGAGGUGGACAGAGGAGUGCUUCAAGAUGGGCGGAAAGUUGCGAUUCAGCUGAUGUAUGAAGCUGGAAAACAAGGGGAGAAAGAAUUCAAAGUGGAGGUGGAGUUGCUGUGCCACUUGCGCUCACCGUAUUUGCUGUCAUUGAUUGGCUAUUGUUCAGAAAGCAGCCAUAAAUUGCUUGUUUAUGAGUUCAUGGCGAAUGGUGGUUUGCAGGAGCACUUGUAUCCAAUCAAAGGUUCCAAUAUUUUUUGUCCAAAGUUGGACUGGAAGACCCGAUUGAAAAUAGCUUUGGAGGCUGCUAAAGGUCUGGAAUAUCUCCAUGAGCAUGUCCAUCCCCCAGCUAUUCAUAGAGAUCUCAAGAGUAGCAAUAUACUUUUGGACAAAAUUUCCAUGCCAAAGUUUCUGACUUUGGAUUGGCCAAGCUUGGAUGUGAUAAAGCUGGCGGGCAUGUCUUGUUACCCAAAUAGCUUGAAUCACUGA